Molecule: messenger RNA, 1209 nt
Organism: Lachancea lanzarotensis
Lineage: Eukaryota; Fungi; Ascomycota; Saccharomycetes; Saccharomycetales; Saccharomycetaceae
Gene: INP1
Product: LALA0S02e07910g1_1
Exons: 1
Coding region: 1-1209 (402 amino acids)
Biological process (GO): peroxisome inheritance
Cellular component (GO): extrinsic component of intraperoxisomal membrane
Source: RefSeq, a predicted model, not a curated record
AUGAGUGAGGUCAAGACUAAGUCACAGAGUGGGAGUAUCGAACGAUCCAAAAAUGGUCGAGUUGGGCUUUCUAACGGUGCCAAAUACUCUGAGAAAAGACAACAAUCACCUUUCAAAAGCAUAAAGAACACAUUGCUGCUGCGUAACCACAAGUCCCGGAAAAGCACGUCAAGAGAAGCCGUUGAUGGUGUCCUGGAGGACCAAAUCCCACAGAAACCAAAAAAAUUGAGCUACGUUGAAAGGAAUUCUGGAAACCAUAAAACAAGCAUCAAAGUCCAGCAGCGUUCGUCUGCACAACGAGUAACGCUUUUCAAAUACGACCAUGUUAAAGUGGUCAAUUCGAUCACAAAAGCUCACAGGAGCAGUUCAGAGUCUUCGGUUUCUACUGCUAUGACUUCACAAUCAAGUGUUCUGCGACGUCACAUCUCACAAACUCAUUCCAUAGCAAGUGCUGAAACCACACGAGAGACUUGUUUGAUGUCCGAUGGGCCACUGGAGAUAUACCAAAUCAUCACUUACAACAAUUCAAAGAUGCCACCUCAGAAAAUGACUUAUCUUUGUCUGGGAAGGAAGGACAACAUUUUGCAUCCGAUUUUGCCAAAACUUCAGAUUACGAAGCUAACAUCUGCCCCUUUUAAGAUCUCGAUACUGCUACUCAAUCCGGAGAGAUAUUGGAUAAUAGAGUUUUUACCAGGGCCAAGUCAAACUGGAAUUAGUGCAGAGAUCAAACUCAAUUUCGAGUCCAUGAUCAGCACCAUAUGUUCCUACAGAGUACAACCACAAGAUGACGUAGACAGCACAAGGAGUAUUCUCCUGGCUUCGCGAGAAAAUCAUCGAGACGUCGACGACCACGACGACGACAGCGAUCUGGAAUAUUUACUGGAAGAAUCCGACAGUUGUUCCGAAGAAACGGAAUUAACAAGCGAAGAGGUUUCGCAUGACACAACAGUCAAUCUGGCCUUCAAAAAUGCUAUUCGAAAUAUCAUGGUAUCAGAAGACUACGAGUUGCAACGUGGCUCCAUUGAUAAACGACUUAGUUCGUAUCAAGGUUUUUUGUCGUCACGGUUCGAUCGAAGGUAUUCAAACAUGCGGUCUACUUCACUUUCUACGCGAUAUCGUACUUCUAGCGAAAGAGAUUUGAGUUUAGGGGCUGCCACCUGGAUGGAUGUGGGCUCCGAGGAUUUCGCUGAUUUCUACUCCCGUAUUUAG